This is a messenger RNA of Actinia tenebrosa (Australian red waratah sea anemone), 1764 nucleotides long. RefSeq lists its product as uncharacterized. Gene Ontology annotation, molecular function: protein binding. NCBI's taxonomy places the organism in Eukaryota, Metazoa, Cnidaria, Anthozoa, Actiniaria, Actiniidae. The record is from RefSeq and is a predicted model, not a curated record.
GUAGUCACUGCUUGGAACACACUUGGAGAAAGUGAAUAUGAUGACACAAUGGUUAAGAGUAUAACAAUGACUAAGAAAGAAAGUGGUACUAAAAGGCCUUUGGGUGAAAAGAAUUCCAAAUGUUUGACAGGUGUUGGCGUCAUCGCUGCAAUACUUAUAGCAUCACUGGUUCUUAAUGUGCUGCAGUUCCUGUUCAUAUGGAAAAAGAUAAGACUUAAUGAGAAUAGACGAAAUCCAGAUAAUGAAAGAUAUACCAACCAGGGAAAUGAUGAUCAAGUAUAUGACAAUGCAUUUGAAUUGCAACAAAAUUCGUCAUCCCAUGCUGUACUUGAAUCAAAAAACCCAGCUCCGGAUUAUGAAGCUGUACAGCUGCAGCGGGGACAACAACAAAAAAUUCGCUCCAAAAAUCUUGAAAACUCAAAUUCUUACGAAGCCCCCUCUGCCACUACUCAACCAAGUAUUUACCAGUCUUUGUCGACUACAGGCCCUGUACCGAUGAACAAAAAACCGGUGUACGAAACUCUUCGUACAGGAGUCCCGCGUAAUGACAAUGAGACAAAUAUGUACCAACCGCUUGGUCUAAGAAACCAAAACUCAGAUUACCAGACCCUGCAUAUUGAUGGCAGUGAUUCUACGAUAUGAUGGCAGUUGUCAUUGGAUUAGCGAACAAACAGCAAUACGAAGCAAUAGACCUUUAGCAUGACGUUCUUGCUACUGAAAUACCGCAACCUCAAACUGCAGUUUGACCUUAGGCAUUUUGUGGGAAACUUUCGACGUUUAUCAAGGCGUCAUAACAAAGUAAUUGUUGCUGGAAGAGCCGCGAUAUAAAAUUUCAUCGAUGCCGAUUGUAUCUCCGUGUUUGCGAGCGUGUAUUAUGAGAGAAAAUCAAUGUUUUUACAGACUAAGCUAUACAUCAGUUUUCUAAUUACUAUUUCUUAUCAUAUGAAAACAAGAUAAAGAACGAUCAAUUAGCUACUAAAAAUAUCGAUAUAAGAUUUUAGUAAGGCUACCAUCACGUACAAGCUUAGAUAAUGGUAUGCUUUGAACAUACAAGUAAACCUCUUAAACACUCCCAUUAGCAUGUACACCUCUGGUUACACCCUAAACACUCUUUACCCCUUUGCUUAGUUAUUUUAGCACUAUUCGUUUAAAUCUUAUGAUAUAAAUAUUCCUCACAGUCUUUUCUAUACAUUUACCAUAUAUUCAAAUAUUAACUUUAGUUUAAGCUAUGUUUAAUUCUAAGAUUUUCACUCGUAUUACUCUUUGAUAAGAUAUCACACUUAGGAAUUUACUAUUUCCUUUAGCCAAUCAAGACUCAGCGAUAAUAUCACAUUGAUUGUAGACUGACACCUGUCAUGAAGUUAUYAUAAAUAGAGCUCAUGUAAUAAAUUUAAGUCACUAAGACAGAAGAGAGAAGUGAAUAAAGAUCCCAUAGCUCCAACCGAGAGCGGUCACCCAUAACACGUGUUUCUGAGCCUUACCCAUAGCCGUUUGUAGUUAGCGGUAAACAUAAUGCGAUAAACAUAAUUUAAACUAGUUAGAGCUAACCUGCGGGGUCAUAUAUGGACUUUAUAGCCACUGCAGGGGCGUCUUGUUGCUUUCCACAUCUCUUUCUGAUAUGACCCUAAUAGGAGUCUCCUGUCGCAAUCAUUAUGUAAACAGAUAGCGGAAUGAGAUUGUUUAGUAUUGAUUUUAUUAAAAGGCCAAUUUUUAAAAUCUCGGAGAUGAUUUAAAAGUAGUCUCGGAGAGUGCCCGUGAGAAUCU